Messenger RNA from Podarcis lilfordi (Lilford's wall lizard), 229 nucleotides. The record is from the annotation of a GenBank genome assembly. NCBI's taxonomy places the organism in Eukaryota, Metazoa, Chordata, Lepidosauria, Squamata, Lacertidae.
GUUCCAGUGGGUCAGAGCUGCAGCAACAGCCUUUCAUGAUAGCAACACGACUGCUGCUUACCAGGAGGACAAAUUGCGGCCUGGUGGUGCAUUUACAGCUGUGCAGAAAUGUUGUUGGAGUGCCAGAUUGGUUCCACUGGUGCGAGCCCUCACUUUGCCUCCUCACCUGUCUUGGGAAGUGACCAUGACACUGCUGCCAGAAGCUCUGGCUGUGGCUCAGUCCCACCAG